Molecule: messenger RNA, 1347 nt
Organism: Ilyonectria robusta
Lineage: Eukaryota; Fungi; Ascomycota; Sordariomycetes; Hypocreales; Nectriaceae
Exons: 3
Coding region: 82-1032 (316 amino acids)
Source: RefSeq, a predicted model, not a curated record
CAAACUUGUCCUCCUCCAUCUUCCCGCCAUCACAGCCCUCAAUUGGACAGUUCAUUCAGCGCACUCCGGCUUGCCAUCACCAUGGCGUUAAGGCUGCUCGAUUACAAGAUUGCCCCGGCGCUUCGCGUCUUCCCGACCCUCAAGCGCUUCACUCCAGCCCUCCAACCGCGGUGGCUGAUAGGCAUCCCUCCAGGAGGUCCCCUCCCCGGGGCCAUAUCUCAUGGCUCAAUUAGCUCUGUCUAUGAUGACCUCGGUGUCAUCGCCUUCGCAGGUGCCUCUGUCAAGCAGGCCACCCGCAUAGGGACCCUCUUGGAAAAGGUUGUCUCCCUUGGCGGCGCCUCGGUGAUGCGUACCGCCACCUACCACCCGUCAGACAGAUACCAUAAGAUUGUCAAAUACAGGCUUCCUGUAGAGGAUGGGCAUAUUGACCCAAUCUUUAAAACCGAGGAGGGAUAUCUCUCCAUCGAGGGGCUACUUCGUCUUGGGAAGACGGCUGCCUUUAAAUGGGGGACGGGGGCUCUCGAGAGUUCCAAUGACCCAGAUAUCAACACCAAGACGGUCAAAUUUAGAGAGCACAAUGUUCGCAUUCAGCAAGGGCCGCUCACACAAGGAGUUGUCCAUCAAACUAUCAACGGACCAAGACGCCUUCCAGUUGAUGCCAUCCUCCACAUCGCCAUAAAGCCAGGUGUAUGCAGGGUCAGCAUGUCAAUUUUGUUCUACACGGCCAUCAAGGGACACUACCUAGGCACAACAAAGUUACACCUGGACUUCUACUCCGCGGCAAACGGUAUGCAGCCGCUGCACGCCGACUACACGUCGACAAUCUUCGAGGGAGGACCACACGAGGUCCCGGCCAGGCGUAGCGAUCGCGAUUUCCUCAACAAAUCCGUCUGGAAUCUGGAGCGUCAGGUCUGGGCUCACCGCGAACCUCGCUCACAGUCACUUGACCAGCGCCAAACGCCCAAAGGGGAGGCGGCCAACCAUGUACAAAAUUCUCGACGAGGUUCGGGGGGCUUAGAUGAUGAGAGUUAGUAGUGGUUCCCCUUGUCGAAUUCGGAGACACGUCCCUAGUUCGAUGACAACCGAACAUCGGUGUUGGAUCUGUACAAAGGCAGUUGGGCCAUGCAAAUAGCAUGUUCAAUAGCCUAUAUGACUAUGGUCGGGAUUAAAUAGCAAGCAGGCAAGCAGGCAAGCACGACGGUCAGUUUUAUAGUACCUCUGGUAGAUGUAUAUACAACCAUGUCGUUUGAUUUCGACAGACUCGGUCUAAAUCGAGGUUUAGCCAGACAGUAUAUCAGUGAGCACCAUCCGGCAUGGCCAUUUCUUGACCAAAUCAUAACAUAGAGA